Molecule: messenger RNA, 1067 nt
Organism: Drosophila grimshawi
Lineage: Eukaryota; Metazoa; Arthropoda; Insecta; Diptera; Drosophilidae
Gene: cpx
Product: complexin
Exons: 8
Coding region: 614-1048 (144 amino acids)
Biological process (GO): regulation of neurotransmitter secretion; synaptic vesicle exocytosis; neurotransmitter transport
Cellular component (GO): terminal bouton; SNARE complex
Molecular function (GO): syntaxin binding
Source: RefSeq, a predicted model, not a curated record
AACUUCCUGUUCAUGUUGGCAAGUACGCUGAAUUCGUGUGUUGUUGUUGCGCCGCGAGCAUUUCCCAGCAUAAGUGACCAAAGUUGAAAGUAUAUAUUUGCAUAUAUACAUAUAAAUAUCUAAGCGUACAUAUAUAUAAAAUAAGUUUGUUGUCUGUAGUGCUUACGGUGCCUUCAACGGUUGUAGAAACUCUAUCUAUCUGAUGCUCGCUCUUCUUAGUGGAUUUCUUUAAAAAAACAAAAAUAAAAACACAAACAACUUUCAAAACUUUGCUUCUUCUACAACAAUAACAGCAACUACAGCAAAAACGAAUACAGGCACAGCACGAACAACAACUGUUAGCAGUCACAACAAAAAUACACACAUACACACACAGAACACACUCACACAUACAUACAAAAUUACACACACACACACACACACAAACAACCAGACAAAUAUCCGCACUCCAGCAUAUUCGCAGCUGCAAAUCUCAACGGAAUAUUUACUGAAGAACCAGAGAGUUGGGAGAGCCACCGCAAGUGCAUUUUGCUAGCCAGUGUUGCCACACCCACACACACACACAGAAAGCCAGUGCCGAAAAAACAGAAAGGGGAAAAAAUAGUAAAACAAAAUGGCGGCGUUCAUAGCGAAACAGAUGGUUGGAAACCAAUUAAGUGCCGUUAAAGAUGCUGCAGGCGGCGGAGGUGAUGGCGGCGAUGAUGGCGACGAUAAGGAAAAGGCAGAGGAGGAGGAGAGAGAGCGCCAGGAGGCCAUACGUGAGGCCGAAGACCGGCGCAAGGAGAAGCACCGGAAAAUGGAGGAGGAGCGCGAAAAGAUGAGACAGGAUAUACGCGAUAAGUACAACAUCAAGAAAAAGGAGGAAAUUGUCGAGGCAAUGCCACAGGAGGAGCCCAAUCCGCUGAUGCGAAAAAAGAAGACGCCCGAGGAGCUCGCUGCCGAGGCCGAGCAGGAGGAGCUCGACGAUUUUACAAAACUGAAAAAUCAAAUAGAAACGCAAGUAAAUGAGCUAAAAACUCAAAUAGAGGGAAAAUGUGUCAUGCAGUGAUAUGUCAGUCAUCAUAAAA